This is a messenger RNA of Aspergillus puulaauensis, 1161 nucleotides long. RefSeq lists its product as uncharacterized. The record is from RefSeq and is a predicted model, not a curated record. The coding region runs from base 1 to 1161 and encodes 386 amino acids. Gene Ontology annotation, molecular function: dioxygenase activity. NCBI's taxonomy places the organism in Eukaryota, Fungi, Ascomycota, Eurotiomycetes, Eurotiales, Aspergillaceae. The transcript is spliced from 3 exons.
AUGGCUGCUCCAUCGCUCCCCCCUUAUACACCUGCCGAGCCCACCAAGGAACCUUUGGAUUAUGUCCAGCUCGUCAACCUCGACCUGGCCAAGUUUGACACUACCGCCGGUCGGGAGGAACUCGCCAGCAGUCUCUUCGAAGCAGCUACAGGCCACGGAUUCCUUACUCUCACCAACCAUGGGAUCUCCGAUGCCGUGUACCAGCGGCAAAUGCAGAUUGCAAAUGGGAUAAUGACAUUGCCCGCUGAGGGAAAAGCCCCUUACGAAGUGACCCCGGAAGAAGAUGCUCGUGGUCUGUAUGUCGGUUUCAAACCUGCAGGACCCCUUGGCCAUAAAGGCGGGUUCCCCAAGCAGCUUGACCACUACAACAUCCUCGUACAUGACCCCAAGAACCGACCACACCCGGAGAUGCUGCGGCCCUAUCUCAAAGAGACGCACGAGGUCAUGCACUUCAUUCGCAACAACAUCCUGAAGAAGCUGCUUAGCCUCAUGGCUAUGGUUCUCGAGAUGCCUGAAGAGGAUAUUCACGCCACACACGCCCUCGGUGGCUCAAAGACUGAAUACAUUCGGUACAUGAUGUGCGAGCCGCGACCCAAAGACGAGAGCGAUAAAUACCGUGACAUCUUCCUCUCCGGUCAUACCGACUGGGGCUCGUGGACAUUCCUCUUCUCACAGCCCAUCGCUGCCUUGCAGGUCCUCGACCACCGCGACGGCCAGUAUCGCUGGGUCCAGCACCAGCCAAACGCCUUGGUGAUUAACUUUGGCGAGGCACUGGAGCGUCUUACUGGGGGUCUGUUCAAGGCCACAAUCCACCGAGUUGUGCAACCUCCGGUCGACCAGCGUCACCUCCGCCGCAUUGGCGUAAUCUACUUUGCGCGGCCUGCUGACGAUCAGGAACUCUCGCCCCUUAAGGGAUCUCCUGUUUUGCGCCGCAUGGGCCGUGACAAGCCCAUGGACGACCGCGUCUUUUGUAUGGCUGAUUACUUGGAUGCGCGUAAGCACGGCUGGAAACGCUACGAGUAUGAUAUUGACCGUCCAGCGGAUCCCACGAAGCAUGCCGAUUUCUUCGCUGGAGAGUACCCCGAUCCUGAAGACCACAAGAGCUUGGGCAAGUUUGAUGAUGUUCCCAGGGAGGUGUACAUUCCUCAGCUGAAGGCAUGA